AUGUUUCUUGGGGUAAGCAGUGUCAGUGGGCACGCCGGGAGAAAUAAGCUAACGCUGGCCAUGACCGGCGCUGGUUGCCACUUGAAAUCAGGUUCCCGCUCCGGGAGGAGUUCGUCGAUAGCUUGGAUCACACAGAUCCGGUGCCUCUGGCCUUUCUGCUGGAGAGCUUGGCCAACGGUGGAGUCCCGGGGGACUCAAACAAUGGGUCUGGUUGCGGGCAGCAGAUCGGCAGCGCUGUCCCGGAGAGAGCACACGGGGUGGUGUGCCGUCGUCCGGAUGCUUCUCCUACUUAGUCGGCGCAGUCAACUGACAGAAUCAACCGGCAAGCCCCCGCUGGACGAAAAGCCAAACAAAAAAAAAGAAUAUCUGAGGUCACAGUAG
Triticum turgidum subsp. durum (durum wheat) is the source of this 381-nucleotide messenger RNA. Lineage: Eukaryota; Viridiplantae; Streptophyta; Magnoliopsida; Poales; Poaceae. The record is from the annotation of a GenBank genome assembly.